Quercus lobata is the source of this 2599-nucleotide messenger RNA. Its product is annotated as Hydroxyproline-rich glycoprotein family protein. NCBI's taxonomy places the organism in Eukaryota, Viridiplantae, Streptophyta, Magnoliopsida, Fagales, Fagaceae. The record is from RefSeq and is a predicted model, not a curated record. Bases 72 to 2318 code for a protein of 748 amino acids. The transcript has 9 exons.
UCAUCAUCAAAAUCAUCAUUGAUUUCUUUCCAAUCAAGUCUUUUAUAAGACUCAUUUUGGUGAUAUAUGCCAUGGCUAUGACCGGGAGCUUAUGCGGUUUGACACCAUUUCUGUUUCGUCGCAAGGCAUAUGGAAUUGAGACGAUGAAAGGCUAUGACAUACACAAGAAUCUGCCCAAAAGUCAAAAGGAAGUGCUCGGCAUGACAAUAGGCAGCCCAUUGGGUCAUACCAGCAACUUAAUGUUGAUGUUGGAGCUCCGGAAGAAGAUCUCACUCUUUCGAGACAUCAUUGAUCUACCACCUUGUGAUGGAUCAACUUCCAUAAAUGAGCUGGUGAUGGCCACAAUUGAAGAUCUCCACGAGCUUUACCCGGAAAUAAUACCAAGUAAUGGGCUGUCAGAAAUAAAGGGGACAUCUAUAGAUCAGGGUCUAAUUUACUUCUUGGAGGCUUUGAAAUCUAUUGGAGAUUCAUGGAUGAUGAGUCAGGAUUCUUUGGACAUAUUUAAAUGUGAUUUAUCACCAUAUAGGGAGAACAUCAAUUCGGAACAACGUGUUGAGACAGUCCUGGAAACACUUGAUUCAAUGAUUAAAAUGGCACAAGAGAAGUUCGAUUUCAUGGAUGAAGAUGACCAGAAGGAUGGAAGUCCACUACCUAACACAUUUGGAAAAAUCUUCAGGGAUUGCUCUUCAGGCACCAACAGCCCCUGCUCUGCUUCUCCGGGUUCUCCACUCACCCCGACCACAGUGCUUCCAGAAUUAUUUAAAACCUCAAAGAAAGGUGGAGAGAAAGGAAAUCUUUCUUAUAGCCCUCCAGGCCUCUGGUCUCUCAGAGCUAGAGCUGUGGAAAAACUGAACCCAAUUGAUGUAACCCGCCUCUCAUUUUAUGCAUUGUCAAGUGUAGGAGGGGUAGAUUCCAGCAUUUUAAGUGUAAACAAAAAGGUUGAUAAACCAAAGACAGGAAUAGAAGAAGAAAAGAGCAAUCUUGAAGUGACAACAACAAUUGAAGAAGCUAGAGAUAGCGGUACUGAAAAAGAUACACCUGAGACAACUGUGACCUUGGCAACACUGCCACAACCAUCACAGCCCUUGCCUUCUCUAGCACUAGUACCACCACCCCCACCGCCACCACCUGAACUUUCAUCAAAAGCAACAGCAACCAGAGUGCCCCCACCACCCCCAGUGGCAUUGGGAACAAUGAAAGCAACAGCUCCUGCACCACCUCCACUACCCAUGAUGCCUUCUAAAGGAGCACCACCCCCACCGCCACCACCAAUAAAAGGAUCAGUACCACCACCACCGCCACGGCCAAUGAAUGGAUCAGUACCACCACCACCACCACCUCCAAUGAAUGGAUCAGUAACAUCGCCGCCACCACCACCCAUGCCACCUGCAAAUGGAGCAGCACCUCCACCACCUCCUCCUGGUGCAGUGAAAUCCUUGCGCCCCAAAAAAGCAGCUACCAAGUUAAAGAGAUCAUCCCAAAUGGGUAAUCUGUAUCGGGUUCUUAAGGGAAAGGUGGAAGGAUGUAAUAAUCUUGAAGGUAAAUCAUCUAAUGGGAAAAAGAGUGCAAUUGGUAACAAUGCUGGUGGAAAACAAGGAAUGGCUGAUGCUCUAGCUGAGAUAACAAAGAGAUCAGCGUAUUUCCAACAAAUUGAAGAAGAUGUUCAGAAGUAUGCAAAAUCAAUUACGGAGCUGAGGUCUGUCAUUAGUACUUUCAAAACAAAGGACAUGGCUGAGCUGAUCCAGUUCCACAAAAACGUGGAAUCCAUUCUUGAGAAUUUAACUGAUGAAUCACAGGUGCUAGCAAGGUUCGAAGGUUUCCCUGUAAAGAAGUUGGAAGCAUUAAGAACAGCAGCAGCACUAUACACAAAGUUGGAUUCCAUAAUCUCUGAAUUACAUAACUGGAAGAUAGUGACUCCCAUGGGCCAGCUGCUUGACAAAGUUGAAAGUUACUUCACUAAGAUAAAAGGAGAAGUGGAUAAACUGGAACGAACCAAAGAUGAAGAAUCCAAGAAAUUUCAAAGUCACAAUAUCGAUUUUGACUUCAACAUCCUUAUAAGAAUCAAGGAAGCAAUGGUGGAUAUUUCCUCAAGCUGCAUGGAGUUGGCUCUAAAGGAGAGGAGGGAAGCAAAGGUGGCAGAGAAGGAAGAACCAGGAUCAAAAAGUAACAAACGAACAAAGGGAUGUGUCAAAAUGCUUUGGAGGGCUUUCCAAUUUGCGUUUCGUGUCUAUAGCUUUGCUGGUGGACACGAUGAUCGCGCUGACAAGCUGACAAGAGAAUUGGCUCAUGAAAUAGAGAAUGAUCCCCACCACCAGUGACUUCUUCUUCCUCUUCAUUACUUCACCAAAAGCACUAAACCAAACAAUAUUAUUUAUACCAUCUACUCUAUAAAAUCUGAGAUAUCCAUGGCAAUCUUCAUGCUGAAACAUUGUUUCUCCUGGGCCUUCUUAAGGCUACAUUUUGUUAUACUUGUUGGACGACAUAUGAUUUUAAUAAGUUAGGACAUAAUUAGUACGGAUUUUUGUGAAGUUUCGAUUUUCAACUCCCAUGAAACUUUGGAGCAAAACUCUAGCACUGCUGGAGUAUGUAAUAUAUAUGU